Messenger RNA from Penaeus chinensis, 4348 nucleotides. RefSeq names its product transmembrane 7 superfamily member 3-like. The record is from RefSeq and is a predicted model, not a curated record. The transcript is spliced from 7 exons. Lineage: Eukaryota; Metazoa; Arthropoda; Malacostraca; Decapoda; Penaeidae. Bases 314 to 1765 code for a protein of 483 amino acids.
AAGAGAAAAAGAAAAUUGACGUUCAUUACCUUGAGAACGUACUGAAGCUUGGCUGUGGCAGAAUCUCUCUGCGUAGAAAUCUCGGAUACGUAAAAUAACCUUUUUUUCCCCUUUGGGUGUGCCUACAGAGCCGGUGCCGGGGGGAUACUACCCGACGACCAGUGGGGAGCGCCCCCCCCACCUCCCCCAGCCGUUCCUGGUGGUGGAGCCCAACAUCCUGACGACGAAGGUGUCCUACCGCGCCGCCUCGCUCCCCUUGCACCAGCAGGAGCCGUACUACGAGGACCUCAAGUACGAGACCUUCCUCACCUACAUGUACGAGCGGGACCUGAGCGAGAGGAAGUACUGGGACAGCCUGAUAGCUACGAGCACGCUGGAGGACAUCCGGGCGAAGGCAGUGCGGGUCUCCGUCAGGAAGAACAACGACACGGCGGAGCUGCUGGGCCACUGGUUCGUGUCGUACUCGGGCGUCGGGGCGGUGGUGAGCGUCAUCGUGUCCUACAACAACUCCGGCGGCGCCCUCUACUCCGCCGCCGUGUCCUACGGCUGUGACUUCAUCGGCGCCGAGGAGUACCGCUGCACCAAGCUGGUGAAUCCCUUGGCCAAGCUGUUCUGUGCGUCGCUGCCCUUCAUUGGCGGCCUCCUCCUGUUGGUGGGGCAUCGCUGGCUGAACUUCACCAUGUUCACGUCGGGAUUCCUGUUCAGCUGGUGCUUCUUGUUCAUGCUGUGCGCUCAGGACACCCACAGCAACAUUGAUGCCCUGGGGUUAGGGACUCUGGUGGGAGCCCUGCUGGGAGGUAUCCUGUGGCUGAUCGCCUGGCACCGCUUCCAGAGGCCCUUCCACUCCUCCCUGCUGCUCAUCAUCAUGAACGUCAUCUUUGUUGGCAUGGUUGUGACUUACUUCCUGAGGUAUGCCAUCGUCCCGAGCUCCACAAACUUGGCGGCCUUUGUAGUGUUCCCCAUUUUCUUUGCCAUCGUCAUCAUUGCCUACUCCAUCGUUGACAUCAAGAAGGUGCACAUAUUCUCAUGUACAUUCCUAGGUUCUUAUGCAAUAGUGGUCCCAUUUGCAUUUUACUUUGGAUCAUCCCUGACUUACAUUGUAAUAAAUGUGAUUGCUCUGGACACUGUGGCGCACUACUCAGAGGCAAUCGGUUUCCCUCCAUUUGAAGUCUGUGAUAUCAUCUUACUCUGCCUGUGGGUCGUCCUCUUUGUCGUGGGCAUGGCUUACCAGCUGUCCCGCGAGCGCUCAGGACCCCCCUUCCACCCUCCAAGUCUGGCGUCCUGGAGAGCCACCCAGAAGAUGGCUAACUUUGUCUUUGAUAAGGUCUUCGCCUGCUUGCCUAUGGACCCUGACCCUGGAGGGGCAGGCAUUGAGGACCAGCCUACGUGGAGGCUCAGGCUGAGCUACUGCUUCAGGUUGGUGCGGCAGAAGGUCUCCUGCAGGAGGCACGACGAGACAGAAUCGGGCUACGAAAGCUUCCAGAGAGUGCGGUCCAUGUCUCAGAGCGGCGACGAACCUGAUCCAGAGUUUUCCGUGCCGCUGUUCACAAGGAUAAAGGAGAGGGUUGAUGAGUGGAUUGAGAGUAUCCGUUCGCGCUUCAGGAGAGAGGACGAGGAAUUGCUGCAGCAGACAGAGGUUUCACCGGAGAGGAGUGAGGAUGAGGAGCAGCUGCAGGACGUGUCCGUUUCGUGCUGCAAUUUUCGGAAGAGUCAGGUGGUCCUCGACGAUGCUUACACUAACAGUAAUGCCGAACAAGAGACGUGAAAAAAACCUCACUCAUGAUUUCCUUCGUUUUUUUUUUUUUUUUUUUUUUUUUUUUUCUCUCUCUUUUAUUCUCCUUUUCUGGUUUGUUCCAUGUGGAAUUUUCCCCUUUUUUCAAUUACUUUUCCUUCAUCGCGAUUCUCAAAUUAACUGUGCAGAUAAUGCAGUAUUUUAUGAUUAAUUGGUAAAUAGUAAUUGUAAAUGCAUCAAUGCCAGAAAGGUCAAGAUAGACAGGUACUUCACAGCCCUGGUGCUUCUACUCCAGUGAAGGUCUCAAUACGUCUUUUUUUUAAAGGUUGUUUGUUUUGUUAAUGUAUUACUUAUAGAUUUUUUAAAUGCAAUUUCCUUAUUUUAGUAAUUAAGUUGAAUAUUUAUUUGGUAAGGUUUGACUAUGAUAUUCUGAUCCAGUUUAAGAAAAAAAAAUAAUUGAAUGAUUUGCACAACUUGCUUAAAACUUGCACCUUCAUUUCAAUAGAUAGCACAUAUUUUGUGACGCUUUCCAUUUUGAAGUGUUGCUUCAAGUAUAAUUUCAUAAAUAUCUAAAUAUAAUGUUAAUCUCCACUUCUGAUCAUUUUGGGGGGAGGGAGGGGGGCAGCAGGGACAAAGUUAUUUUCAUUUGAAUGCUUUUGAUAGUGAAUAUAUAGCAGCUGUGAUCUUUACAUUAUUUAGUCAGUACCUUUCUGUUGUGCUAUGUUGGUAAACUGUGUGCUAUUACGAAUUGCAUUUUAUGUUAAUAAGAGUAUUGCUUAAUUAUAGAUCUGUUAAUUUAACAUGAGGUAGCUAUAUUUUUGCCCCAUCUUUACAUUACAUGAUGUACACUUUUGAGAAUGAUUCAGCUCUUCAUGUGGUAGUGAUUAUUGGUCUAGAUUCUAUAUCUUUUUGAUACUUACAUUUAGACUAACUUUGGUGACUGUAUGUACGGAUUUUAUACUUGGUGGGACAUUUUUUCAGUGGGUAGACAGUUGAAUUAACACUGAUUUUGGAUAAUUUUGUCAUAUAAAAGAAAAAAGAAAUAAAAAAUAGAGAGACCUGUUAUAGCUCUUGCCUGUUUCAUGACUGAGAUUCACAUUUUGGAUAAAUAAUGAUUCUUGAGACUGGUUUCUACUUCAUAGGAACGUUCCAUUGCAAUGUCACCAAACUAACUGGUGUAAGUGGCUUCUGAAAUUUCCAAUAAGUGGGAUUAAUACAAAGCAAACAUGAAAUCUCCAACGUUCUUGAAUUCAGUCCUCCAGUUUUGUACAAAGUUGCAGUGGCUAUUGUUUAUCAUGAAACCAUAGUUUCAACUUGGUCGUGAGUUUACUCAGGAAAUGAAUAGAGAUGUUGUAAUAGUGUUGUUAGUUUAGGAAGUGCAAAAUUUAUAGACCCUUCAUCACUUUCUCUCUCUUUGUUCCCCAUUUCUUCCCCAUUCAUUAGGUGUGUGGUGUGAUUGUCAGGUUGUAUGUGAGUGAGUGUGCUUGCACUUAUGAACAAUCACAAACUUCACUUUUCAUCCAGAGUUUAAAAUGUUAUCAAGUUUAAAAUAAGUGCUUUUGUGAUGAUCCCAAAGACCAUCUGUUGCUGUAAUUCUUGCCACAUGAAUAUUUAUCAACAUGAAAUUAUUGUUAAAAAAAAAAGAAGUUAAAAUAAUUACACAUUUAUUCUGUGAUACCUUUGAUAAUUGACAUGCCUAGGUUGUUGAUUUUGAAUUAUGCUGGCUAUGCAGACUUUGUCACCAAUUUACCUGCUUCUUCCAUUAGUUGUUAUAAUUGGAGAUACAGUUCCCUUUAAAAUGUCUUUUUUCUUCAGCCCUUUCCCAGUUUGCACAAUAAUGAAACACUAGAGUGCCUUUUGCAAUGUAUGACUUUGAUCUCAAGCCGUAGGAAAACGUGGUAUUAUUUGUAAUAGACGACAAGUGUCCCUUUACCCUUGUUUACUCAGACACUCUCGUAAAUGUCUUGACUUCGAGGUUGUAGUCGGUGGUCACAAGAGACAGUGAGUGGUGCAGUAUCUCCAGUCUGGUCAGCAUAUAUUCUCAAACCUUGUGAUAAAGUGACUGCGUGACGAUAAAUACGAAGAGGUGCAAGUGCUUAUUCCGUUCAUGCAGGGUGUCUGUCCAUUACAUUAGAUCAUUAUGAUUCAGAUAAAUAAAACUUAAUGUCACAAUCAUCAGCCAUAAUCAGAGGUUCAGCGCAUCAGGUUGUCAAAAUGAGUAACCUCUUAUUCAUAAGUCUAUUAUGAAAAAGAACUAUACAUUUUCUAACUUCAUUUUCACAUUCCAGUUCCUUUAUUACUAUUAUUAUCAUUAUUAUAAUUAUUGGCAUUGUUAUUAUUAUUAUUGUUAUUAUUAAUAUUAUUAUUGUUAUUAUUAUUAUAAUUAUUAUUAUUAUUAUUAUUAUUAUUAUUAUUAUUAUUACUGAUGUUAUUAUUAUUGUUAUCAGCAUCAUCAUUAUUAUUAUAAUUAUUAUUAUUAUUAUUAUCAUUAUUAUGAAAAAGACAAGAUUAUGACUGAUGGUUUGUGCUAAUGAUAUGUACUUUCCAUAAUGAUUUUGGUGCAUAAAUUUUGAAAUGUAAACUUAUUAAUCAUUAAUAUAUUUAUUUAUGCAUUUC